AUGGUCGCGUUAACGCAGCAAAUGAAGCUGAGAGCUCAAUGGGCCAUGCUGAGGCGGAUCUGGGCUGACCCGGACCGACGGCGUUUGAUCGUGCGUCUGCUGUUCAGCGGUGUGACGGGAGCUCUGACGGUGGCGAUUCUAAACGAGACUUUCAAGGGCAUGUGCAGUACACCGUGGGAAGCUGUGCGCUUAAUGGUGCGCUUGGUCGCCAUCGUCUGCUCAACCAUCGUCGGAUUCGUGGCGCGAGGUUGCAAGCCUAAAUUCAAGAGCUGGACGCUUAGCUUUGAGGUCCUGCGAGCUGUCAUCCGAGAAUGUACUCGACCUCCUCAUGGUGUGCGCAUGGUGGUCAAUGCCAAGCACGCGCGUUUGAUCCGUUCACAGAGUGCUGCGUUUGGUACCGCUCUCGGAUGGUUCGCUUGUCGACAGUACGGCCGGCUUCUCGAACCAGUACACGCCAACGGACUGGAGCAUGUGUGGCUCCGAUCCACUGCUGUAUCAACGCCUACGACUAAACGGUUCGUAGUGCUCUACGUCCACGGCGGUGGUUUCGCAGUCAUGAGUCCGAGACUCUACAUCUCGUUUGGAGCGACCCUCGCCGCCGCCAUCGAGAAGGAGCUCCAUCAACAACUUGGUACCAGCGAAUCUGUUCAAGUCGACGUCUUCCUCGGUAACUACCGCAAGGCACCGGAGCACUGCUUCCCUACGCCUCCUGAAGAUACCGUCGCUGCGUACAAGCAUCUGCUCCAUACAGAGGGUAUCCCUCCAGAGCAGAUCAUCCUUGCCGGUGACAGUGCUGGUGGCGGUCUGGUGAUGUCAACUUUGCUAAGAAUGCGAGACACCAGCAGAGCGCACUUGCCUCUUGCUGCCAUCCUAAUCUGCCCCGCCGUUGAUCUGUCGGAGAUUGAAACCCAUGGCGACUCCGAAGUGAAGUCAGCGCAUUGCAUUCUGUCACCGGAGAUGAUCGCAGCUGGACGACGAGGAUACCACACGACGGCGUCGGACCCGACGACGUGGGCGGACGCAUCGUCCGUUCACUGCGAUCUGCGUGGACUUCCCCCCGUGUUUGUCCAAGCUGCAAGCCUCGACUACAUCUAUCAGCACUCCAUCGGACUGGCUCAAAAGGCAGAAGCUGAUGGAGUGACCAACUGGGAGCUGGACGUUCAUGAGGACCUGCCGCAUGUGUUCGCUAUUUUUCCGUCCUACGUGCUGCCGUACGCACAGAUCGGCGUGCAGAGGGCGGCAGCGUUCGCAGCUAAGCACUUCGCCAAAGCUUCUAGUGGUGAUAACACUACGAACGAGAACGUAGUUGCAUCGGCAGCUUAGUUGUUUCGAUCGUAUGAAGAAGUAAUGACAACUUCAACG
Phytophthora nicotianae INRA-310 is the source of this 1362-nucleotide messenger RNA. RefSeq lists its product as hypothetical. Bases 1 to 1323 code for a protein of 440 amino acids. The record is from RefSeq and is a predicted model, not a curated record. NCBI's taxonomy places the organism in Eukaryota, Oomycota, Peronosporomycetes, Peronosporales, Peronosporaceae. Gene Ontology annotation, molecular function: hydrolase activity. The transcript has a single exon.